This is a messenger RNA of Paramecium octaurelia, 1773 nucleotides long. The record is from the annotation of a GenBank genome assembly. Lineage: Eukaryota; Ciliophora; Oligohymenophorea; Peniculida; Parameciidae.
AUGUUUAGCAGUGAAAGUAUGUAAGAGCAUAUUUUGUAUGACAAAAUCUAUUAAUACCUAUGGGUUAAAUCAGAAACUGCCAACCCUCCUGCCAUUCUCAUUCCUGAUACUGUCAUUCUUAUUCGUUCUAUGCCAAUCUAUUGGUAUUACACAGACAAAGAAACUGGAGAAAUCAAAAAGAAGAUGAGGAAGAAUGUCACCAAACAAAAUAUCAAGCAAACUUGGAAUCAGCAAGUGGGCAGAGGCGGUGUUGUAGCAUACCUUUUACAUUUUAUGUAUGCGUUGUUCCCUACUAAUUUGCAAGUGAUAACUUAGAUCUCAACUACCCUCCAGAAAAGCUUCAAAUCAGUGGCUAAAUCCAAGUGAUAUACUUUGAUGUUGAAGGAUUCAAUAAAUUUAUGGAUGGGCACUUUGAAUUGCCAUUUGGUAUUCUAUAACAAUUCAUCGAACCAGCUGAUGAUCGCAAUUGUAACUUAACUAAUCAUAUUUCAUAGCCCAAAUCCAAGCCUUCUGGAGUAAAUCAGUCACUCUCUUCACCAAAAGAGUUUGCAAGAAAUCUUUCACCAAUAAGUCCAUGAACAUCUAUGAACGACAUUGUACUUUCGAAGGCCCUGAAUAUUUCAGUGAAGCAAGUAUCAUUAUCUCCUUCAUAGUUCACUCAAAGCUUAAGUGAAGGAUUUCUAAUCCCAAAGAAUCUCAGAACAAAUCGAUAAAAUGAUCUCUCAUCUGGAUGCCAUUUCCUAUGGCAAACUCAAUAUUUCGCAAGGAACUUUCUAUUUCAAAGUAGACAAAAAGGCCAGGUGCUGGUUCCUCUUUUGUGGUAAUCUCAAAUUUGAAGACGACAAACAACUCAAGAAUCUACCCAAAGAUCUAUACACACAAUCUCAAAUCAAAGUAAAAUCCUAUCCCAUCCUUAAAAGAUUCCAAAAUCAAUUGAUAAUUUGAUGUCCGUCUACAAUUCAAGACCUCUCCAAUUGAAUAGGGAACACAAAUGUAUCAGAUGCGGUCAAUUGGAAAAGGGAUCAAACUUUGUGGAAGUCCCCUAUCAUUUCUUGAUCGAUUUACCUGAAAGUCCACUCCCUGUCGAACAAUGGCCUCUCGAAGUUAAGAAACAAGCCAAACAAGUCAAACUAAGUGGAGCCAACCAAGAAAAGGUGGCAUAUGUCAAUACAGUCUCUUAAAUCCCCUUGACCUUUCAGAAAAUCCAUGAACAAUUAAACAUUCAAAACUACAAAGAAUUCAAGCAGUCUCAAGGAUUCAAAUACAAAACAAUAGCAGUUUGCUUAGAUUGCUACUUCAUUAUGGGUAUAUUGAAAUGCGCUAUCUUUUUUAGUCGAAAAUCAAGAGAAGAUUGCGAUGCAAGAAGUCACGACUAAAGAGAAGAGCAGCAUGCCAAGAGUGAAAUCUAAGCAAUUUCAAAGAAAAGAACAGAGUCUUAAUCAAUUUCUCAACUCAACUCAAUUGGCAAAACAAAUAAAAUCUGUGAAGAACUUACAAAUGAAGUAGGUGUGUUCAGAGACACCCACUCCAAAACAAAAUACUAUUCAGAAGUAUGUUAGUCUUAGAUUGACUAAUUGCAAAUCAAUAACUCCUAUCAAAUAUUCAAUUGAAGUGCCAUCGACCGCUGAUUACUUGUCAAGGAAGACCAAAUCUACAUACUAAGAUAUGAGUUCGACCUACAAAUUCAAGAAUAGCAGGGAUAACUACAAUCAGUCAUUGCAAGAAAGACAAUAAAAUAGAUUGAUAGAAAUAAAAGAUGAAUAAGAAUAAUGA